Molecule: messenger RNA, 2719 nt
Organism: Helianthus annuus (common sunflower)
Lineage: Eukaryota; Viridiplantae; Streptophyta; Magnoliopsida; Asterales; Asteraceae
Product: probable receptor-like protein kinase At5g61350
Exons: 1
Coding region: 57-2624 (855 amino acids)
Biological process (GO): protein autophosphorylation
Cellular component (GO): plasmodesma; plasma membrane
Molecular function (GO): ATP binding; transmembrane receptor protein tyrosine kinase activity
Source: RefSeq, a predicted model, not a curated record
CCUACUCUUCCUCCUCUCAACCACCACCACCGCAGCUGCCGCCCACCACCGCGACAAUGCGAGGCGGAAACAAGUCACCAACACCCUCCCUCACCUUAUUACUCAUCAUCUUCUACACAUUUUCCACCAAUGCCCGGUUCAUCCCUCCGGACAACUACCUCAUCGACUGCGGAUCGCCCCAAAACACCAUCCUAGAUGACGGACGGACCUUCAAAUCCGACCCGCAAUCCGUUUCCUUCUUGUCCACGGACGAAAACAUAUUCGCCACCUCAAAUACCCUCCCGGAGAACACAUCUCUUCCAUUAUACAAAACCGCGAGGAUCUUCAACAGCGAAUCGGUUUAUAAGUUCCUCGUGUAUCAACCCGGCCGCCAUUUUUUACGCCUUUACUUCUACCCUCUCCAUCACCCGGAUUAUAACCUCACAACCGCGGUUUUUAGCGUAAAAACGGAGGGUCUAACUCUUCUUCAUGACUUCUCAGCCUCACAAAACUCUCAUUUUAAAGAGUAUAUUGUAAACGUAACCAAUGACAACUUUUUGUUAACAUUUUCGCCUUUGAAGAAAUCAUUUGCUUUUGUGAAUGGUAUUGAGUUUGUUUCGGCUCCUAACGAGCUAGUUCCUGAAUCCGCCACUGCCCUGUCUCCUCCAGGAGUUUUUAGUGGAGUGUUGGGUUGUGACCUUCAAGUUGUGCAUAGAGUUAACGUUGGCGGGCCGAAUAUAACCCCGAAAAACGACACGUUGUCGAGAACUUGGGUGAGUGAUAGUCAUGGAUACAUGAUGUUUCCAAAAGGGAACAAAGUUGUUGUUGUUGAUCCUAGUGGUGUUAAGUAUCCGGUAGGCGGAGCCACCCCUUUGAUUGCUCCGAAUUCGGUUUAUUCAUCGGCGGCUUCGAUGGCGGAUUCGGGUGUCUCGGUUCCGAAUUUUAAUCUCACAUGGGAGAUGAAUGUUGAUCCGGGGUUUAACUACUUGAUUAGGUUGCAUUUUUGUGAUGUUGUGAGUGCAAGUUUGAACUCUCUUUAUUUUAAUGUGUAUGUUAAUGGGUUGACCGGGGUGUCCGGGCUUGACUUAUCGAGCCUCACUUCGGGCCUAGCCAUGGCUUACUACAAAGAUUUUGUUGUAAACGCGUCAAGCGUCUCGAAUGGCGUGAUACGAGUCCAGGUUGGACCGUCGGAUCUUGAAUCUACAACCCCCAAUGCCAUAUUGAAUGGGUUGGAGAUCAUGAAGAUGAGCAACUCCGCGGGGAGUUUAGAUGGGUUAUUCUCAUCUGGCAGCAACAGUCCUGGUGGGUCCAAGAGAGUCACCAGGACUGUUGCUGAGGCGGCUGGAAUUGCCAUUGGAGUUGUUAUGCUUAUAGUGCUUAUCUUUAGCCUUGUUCGGAGGAAGAACAAGGCUAGGGGAUGGGACGAAGGUGGAAAUAGUUUUACAUCGUGGUUUCUUCCCCUUAACGCGAGUUAUUGUAGUAGUUUGUUGUCGAGUAAAAGCAAGAGCAAAAACGGGUAUUCGAGCGUUUUGUUUUCAAAGGUCGGCCUAAGCCGAUCUUUUAGUUUCAACGAGCUUCGGGAUGCAACAAAGAACUUCGAUGAAAGUGCGGUAAUAGGUGUUGGUGGGUUCGGGAAAGUGUAUAUAGGCGAGAUAGAAGAAGGAACGAAACUCGCUAUAAAACGAGGAAACCCGAGGUCUUCUCAAGGCAUCAAUGAAUUCCAAACCGAAAUCGAGCUACUAUCCAAGCUUAGACACCGGCAUCUUGUGUCCUUGAUCGGUUAUUGUGAUGAAAACAAUGAAAUGAUUCUCGUUUACGAGUACAUGGAAAACGGCCCGCUUCGUGACCACCUUUACGGAUCCAAACCCGCCCUCCCUUCAUUGACAUGGAAACAACGCCUCGAGAUCAGCAUCGGUGCAGCCCGUGGGCUGCACUACCUACAUACCGGUGGAUCAUCACAUGGCAUAAUCCACCGGGAUGUAAAAACCACUAACAUCCUCCUGGACGACAAUUUUGUCGCCAAAGUAUCCGAUUUCGGGUUAUCAAAAACCGGGCCCACAUUGGACCAAACACAUGUCAGCACCGCGGUAAAGGGUAGUUUCGGGUAUCUUGAUCCGGAAUACUUUCGUAGGCAACAACUAACCGAUAAAUCCGAUGUAUAUUCAUUCGGCGUUGUUCUUUUCGAGAUCUUAUGUGCUCGACCAGCUCUCGAUCCUACAUUACCGCGAGAACAAGUGAAUUUAGCAGAAUGGGCAAUGCAUAAACAAAGAAAGGGUGUGAUUGAGUCCAUUGUGGAUCCUAAAAUAGUGAAAAGUAUAAGCUCAGAAUCACUGAUCAAAUAUGUUGAAGCAGCAGAAAAGUGUUUAGCUGAGUAUGGUGUUGAUAGACCUUCAAUGGGAGAUGUGUUAUGGAACUUGGAGUUUGCUUUGCAACUUCAAGAUGCAUCUAUGCAGCUUGAUCCUCCUGAAGAAGAUGAUGAUACUUGCAAAGGGAAGAAGAUGAAGAUGGUUGCUUCUGAAUCAAUGAAGAAAGAUGAGAUGAAGAAGAAUAGUGACAGUGAUGUUAGUAUUCUUAUAAAUGAUGAUUCAGGUGUGGUAAUGGGGUCUCCUUUGUUCUCCAAGAUGGAAGAUAUUGAAGGAAGAUGAAUGAAGAUUCAAGCUUUUGUUAUUUAAUAUUGUCUGAUUAUAUCAACUUUUUUUUUCUUUCUUAUAUUGUUGAUGAAUUGUAAUUUCUAAUGCAA